Messenger RNA from Gastrolobium bilobum, 1398 nucleotides. RefSeq names its product protein FAR1-RELATED SEQUENCE 5-like. NCBI's taxonomy places the organism in Eukaryota, Viridiplantae, Streptophyta, Magnoliopsida, Fabales, Fabaceae. The record is from RefSeq and is a predicted model, not a curated record. Bases 1 to 1398 code for a protein of 465 amino acids. The transcript has 2 exons.
AUGUGCUCAGCUGCAGAAGACAAGGAGGUAGUUUCAGUAUUAGAAGACUGGGGAGGGCAGGAACUCGAUGGACUUUCACCUUGCAUGGUCGAUACACAGGGGAUGAAAGAUCCACUUUUGGACUCCGAUUCCAAUAUUUUCUAUAUGAAUGUGGAGCCUAAUAUCACUUCGGACAAAAUAUUGGUAACAGAUUCUAUCCUACCAGUUGAUAUGCCACAAUCUUCUAAUGUUGAUGCAGUUAUUGUUGAACCUUAUGUUGGAAUGGAAUUUGAAUCAUUUAAAAGAGUUGAACAUUUUUAUACAUUAUUUGCUAAAGCAAAGGGGUUUGGGAUCCGUAUUCGCUCUAGUAAAAAAAAUUACGGACUUUUUGUAUGUUGUAAGCACGGUGAAAAUAGCAAGAAAGGCUGUAACAUGGGAGAUGCUAAGAAAAAGUCUUCAACUAUUCGCUCGGGAUGUAAAGCAUCACUUUCUGUGACAAAGGAAAAGAAUCGAGACAUAUGGGUUAUCAAAUCUUUUGACAACAAUCAUAAUCAUAUCAUGGCUAGUCCUAAGAGUGUGUCUUAUUUGAGGUGUCAUAAAAAAAUGAAUGGUGCUGCAAGAAGACUUGUUGAACAGUUUAAUGAAGAAGGUUUGCCUACCGGAAAGGUUGCUGCAAUGUUUAAUGGCAGCGAUUUAGCUUUUUCUAAUCGGGAUUGUUGGAAUCAAUUGAGAAAUCUUCGAAGGAAGAAUUUGGAUGUUGGAGAUGCAUUAGCUGUUUUUAAUUACUGCAAACAAAAGCAAGCUCAAAAUUCUGAUUUUUUCUAUUCAAUACAAUGUGAUGCUGAUGAUAGAAUGAUAAACUUCUUUUGGGUGGAUGCUAGAUCAAGGUACGCUUAUCAACAGUUUGGAGAUGUAAUUACUUUUGAUACCACAUAUAGAACCAACAAAUAUAGCAUGCUGUUUGCCCCAUUUACUGGAUUAAACCAUCAUCUUCAAUCAAUUUUAUUUGGUUGUGCCUUAUUACAAGAUGAAACCGAGAAAUCUUUUACAUGGUUAUUUGAAACUUGGCUUGAGGCAAUGAAUGGAAAAAAGCCAGUUUCUAUAAUAACUGAUCAAGAUUUAGCUAUUGGAGCUGCUGUGGCCAAGGUAUUUCCAGAAACUCGUCAUCGUUUGUGCUUGUGGCACAUUAGAAAGAAGUUUCCUGAAAAGCUUGCACACAUAUAUCACAAGAAUUCUACAUUCAAGCGUGAGCUGAAAAGGUGUAUUCGAGAAUCACCAACCAUCAAAGAAUUUGAAAAUGAAUGGAAAAAUAUAAUGGUUACAUACGAUUUGCAGAAAAAUGUAUGGUUCAAAGAUUAUUUGAAAUUAGAGAGUCGUGGAUACCGGUAUAUAAUAGAAGCAUAUUUUUUGUCGGUAUGA